Molecule: messenger RNA, 2800 nt
Organism: Elaeis guineensis (African oil palm)
Lineage: Eukaryota; Viridiplantae; Streptophyta; Magnoliopsida; Arecales; Arecaceae
Source: RefSeq, a predicted model, not a curated record
CACCCCAAAGACCAGAGAAACCAAGGAUUGGGCACAUGGCCUUGGCCUUGGCCUUGAUUUCCUAGGUGCCCUUUUCUCCAUCCCUCUGAGGGCUUCUAACUGGCCACAGCAACACCAGCACCCCAAAAGGCUCCAAUUACUCCUCCCUCAGUCCCCACUUUCCCUCCCCCAAAACCCAAAACCCAUCACCCCAAAAGCCGCGAGUCAGCCUGUCUGCAACCCAGCAGCAUCGCCGGUAUCCCGGCCACCUCCGCCGGCGAGCUCCACUUAAAUGCCAGCUCGCCACGGCCGUCGCCGCCGCCGCCACCUCCGGUGGAAGAAGACGACGAAUAUUACCUACCAGUAUACUAAUUAAGUUUUAGCUUUGUAGAGGACGGAGGGAAAAAGGCGACCUUUUUUCUGUGCUUUUGUCUUGUUUCAGAUGGCCGCGGCCAACGUGCCGACGGCGGAGGUGGAGACGCCGGCAGCGGCGGAGGAGGAGGACGCGGCCGCAAGGGCCGCGAGGAAGCGGUACGAGGGGUUGUUGAUGGUGAGGGCCAAGGCGGUGAAAGGGAAGGGGGCGUGGUACUGGGCUCACCUGGAGCCCAUCCUCGUCCACUCCCCCGACUCCCCCGGCGUCCCCAAGGCCGUCAAGCUCCGCUGCUCCCUCUGCGCCACACUUUUCUCCGCCUCGAACCCCUCCCGUACCGCCUCCGAACACCUUAAGCGCGGCACCUGCCCCAACUUCUCCUCCCUUCCCUCCUCCUCCGCUGCCGCCGCCUCCGCCGCCGUUCCCACUCCCAUCUCCACCCUCCCCCCCACCCCUCGCAAGCGCGCCGCCGGCCCCUCGUCCUCCUACCACGUCUCUCCCCUCGCCCUCGCCGACCCGGCGGCGCCGCCACCGCCGGCGCUGCCGGCCCCGACCGCCCCUCUCGUCCUCUCCGGCGGGAGGGAGGACCUGGGUGCCCUGGCGAUGCUGGAGGACAGCGUGAAGCGGCUCAAGAGCCCGAAGGCCUCCCCGGGGCCGCCCCUCCCCAAGCCCCAGGCCGACGCCGCCCUCUCCCUCCUCGCCGACUGGCUCCUCGAGUCCCUCCCCACCGUCUCCCCCUCCGCCCUCGCCCACCCAAAGUUCCGAUCUUUCCUCCACCAAAUCGGCCUCCCCACCUUCUCCCCCCGCCGCCUUGCCCUCCCCCGUCUCCACGCCCGCCACCGCGACGCCCGCGCCGAAGCCGACGCCCGCCUUCGUGACGCCCUCUUCUUCCAGAUCUCCUCCGGCGGCUGGAAGUCGCCGUCGAGCCCCACCACCUCCUCCGACCACGCCCUCGUCAGCCUCGCCGUCAACCUCCCCAAUGGCACCACUGUCUUCCACCGCGCCGAGCUCGUCACCGGCGGGGCGCCCCCUGGCUAUGCCGAGGAGGUCCUCUGGGACGCCGUCGCCAGCCUCUCCGGCGGCCUCAUGCAUCGCUGCGUCGGCAUCGUCGCCGACCGCUUCAAGUCCACUGCUCUGCGAAGCCUCGAGAGCGAGCACCAUUGGAUGGUGAACCUCUACUGCCAGUUCCAGGGCUUCCACAGCCUCAUCAAGGACUUCGCCCGCGAGCUCCCCCUCUUCCAGCGCGUCACAGCCAACUGCUCGAAGCUCGCUAACUUCUUCAACACUCACUCCCAGUCCAGAAGCAUCUUCCACAAGCACCAGCUUCAGGAGCUCGAUCAAGCUCGCCUUAUAAGAAGCACUUCCCAUAAUGGCGAUGCUGUACGUAACUUUGCCGCCAUAUUUGCAUUGCUGGAGGAUGUAAUGGGCUUCGUUCAUCCUCUCCAAUUGGCGGUCCUCGACGAGGAAUAUAAGUCGUGUCUUGAGGUGCCAAUUGCUCGGGAAUUGGCAGAGAUGAUUCAGGAUACGAGCUUCUGGACUGAGUUGGAGGCUGUUUGCUCGGUUGUUAAGUUAGUCAAGGAUAUGGCUCAGGAAAUGGAGGCCGAGCGGCCAUUGGUUGGGCAAUGCCUGCCGCUGUGGGAUGAGCUAAAAACGAAGGUGAAGGAGUGGUGCUCGAAAUACAGUAUAGAGGUUGGGCCUGUAGAGGAGGUGAUUGAGAGGAGGUUCAAGAAGAACUACCACCCGGCAUGGGCGGCGGCAUUCGUAUUGGAUCCUCUAUAUUUGGUGAAGGACACGAGUGGGAAGUACCUCCCGCCUUUCAAGUUCUUGACGCCUGAUCAGGAGAAGGAUGUGGACAGGCUGAUCACAAGGCUGGUGCUGCGAGAGGAAGCCCACAUUGCUCUUAUGGAGCUGAUGAAGUGGAGGUCAGAGGGAUUGGACCCUCUGUAUGCACAGGCUGUACAGGAGAAGCAGCUCGAUCCAUCCACGGGGAAGAUGAGGCUAGCUAACCCGCAGAGCAGUAGACUGGUAUGGGAGACUUGCUUGAGUGACUUCAAGUCCCUUGGGAAGGUGGCUGUGAGGCUUAUCUUUCUGCAUGCCACCUCGUGUGGAUUCAAGGGCAGCCUGGCACUGCUCCAGAGGAUGUAUACACAUGGGCGAUCGAGUACUGGCAUGGACCGGGCUCAAAAGAUGCUUUUUGUCCAAGCCCAUUCGAAGUUCGAGAGGAGGGACUUCUCCAGUGAGGAGGAGAAGGAUGCAGAUUUCCUUGCCGGUGGUGAGGAGGAUGUGCUCAAUGAGGCCUUUGUCGAUGUCCCAUCAGUGGGCUCUGAAAGCCCUCCAAAGCAGAUGGUGCUGUUAGCUGUUUUGAAGGUGGACAACUUGAAAAAGGAAGUUGGAGAAAUGACUCAAGGUUUGGUGUGGAUGUGAAGCUCCCAAGCUGAAGGAGCAUGAGAU